Ceratina calcarata is the source of this 955-nucleotide messenger RNA. RefSeq names its product glutathione S-transferase-like. NCBI's taxonomy places the organism in Eukaryota, Metazoa, Arthropoda, Insecta, Hymenoptera, Apidae. The record is from RefSeq and is a predicted model, not a curated record. Gene Ontology annotation, biological process: glutathione metabolic process. The transcript has 5 exons. Bases 57 to 719 code for a protein of 220 amino acids. Gene Ontology annotation, molecular function: glutathione transferase activity.
UAGCAACUAUAGGUGGGAGAACGACGGCAGUCAGUGACGUCAGUGACUACUGAAUUAUGCAAUCCUAUCUCCUAACACUGGUACACUGUUAUUCUUCAACUGAUUUCAAAAUGUCCAGUUACAAGCUUAUUUAUUUUAAUUUUACUGGACUGGGUGAGCCAAUCAGGUACCUUUUGCACCAAAGCGGUAUCGAAUUUGAGAACAAAAUUCUCAACGUCGAAGAAUGGCCCAAAAUUAAAUCCACGAUGCCAUUGGGUCAAGUACCAGUUUUGGAGAUCGAUGGAAAGCCGUACGUUCAAUCGAAAGCUAUCGGUCGACUUAUCGCAAAGAGGAACAAUCUUUACGGUGCAAAUGACGUCGAAGAGUACGAAAUCGACGCCACCAUCGAUUUCGUUGCAGAUUUAUCAGUUUUGAUGGCGCGCUGGCAGUGGGAGAAGAAUCCUGAAGUAAAGCAGAAAUUGAAGCAAGAGAUCGAUGUCAAACUUCCCUUCACCCUUCAGAAGCUCGAUGAACAAGUAAAGAAGAACGGAGGAUUCCUCGUUGGUGGAAAGCUCACGUGGGCAGACCUCCAGAUUGCUGCACAUCUGGAAACGCUCAACAACCAGCUGAAGACCGAAGUUACCGAAGACUUCCCUGACCUGAAGAAACUUAAGGAGAAAGUCAGAUCAUUGCCGAAGAUCAAAGCGUAUCUCGACAGCCGUCCAAAAAUGUUGUUCUAAACUCUUCUCGAUGACUAACUAUUGAUAAAUAUAUUUUUGUAAUCGAUAUAACGUGACUAAUCGAAAUUCACUUUAUUUUAAUACAAUUUGCUCGCACAUGUUUCAUGAGACUCUGUUACACUAAAAUUAUACAUUUUUAUGUAUUUUUGUAUCUGACGUCUGUCUACUCUGGAGUAAAGAAUUCGAAUACGAUUGUACACGAUGCACGUACAAAAAUAAAUAACAUUUAACACUUA